This is a messenger RNA of Oncorhynchus keta (chum salmon), 1326 nucleotides long. Its product is annotated as spermine synthase-like. NCBI's taxonomy places the organism in Eukaryota, Metazoa, Chordata, Actinopteri, Salmoniformes, Salmonidae. The coding region runs from base 156 to 1238 and encodes 360 amino acids. The transcript is spliced from 11 exons. Gene Ontology annotation, molecular function: spermine synthase activity. The record is from RefSeq and is a predicted model, not a curated record. Gene Ontology annotation, biological process: spermine biosynthetic process.
CAAACACACCAGUCUGCGUUGUAGAAAACCCUCUCACUCAAACAGCAGCAGCGGUACUGGCAGUACGAUCAAGGCCUUUCCUUCAGUCUCCACAGGCAAACUCCGUUUUCACACCGGCUGCCUACUCCAGGCAUGGCUGACGGCUGUACCCAGUCAUGGCACUGCGACAUUACACCCUCGACUUCAACCUCUCAGCGCCAGCUGACUGUCCUUCGACUGUGCGUGGGCUGCAGUCUAUAUUUCAAGAGCAGGAAAUGACAGAGACUGUCCAUGACACUGAGGGACAUGGAUACCUUGCUACCUUCAUUGGCAAGAAUGGCAGGUUGGUUAUUCUGCGUGUGCACUCCCAAGGUCUGGUUACCGUUGAUCUGCAGUGUUGUGAAGGAGAUAACAUUGCACAAGUAGAUAAUCUUUUGAAUGCACUGGAAAAGAAGCUAAAAAGUCUCCUACAUGGAAACAUUAGGGGGGUCAAGAGGCUCCCAGCUCUGACACGAGGCGCAGCUGUUGAUCGAUACUGGCCCACAGCCGACGGCAGACUGGUGGAGUAUGACAUUGAUCGGGUUGUAUACGAUGAGGACUCUGCAUACCAGAACAUAAAGAUCUUGCACUCACAGCAGUUUGGCAAUAUCCUGAUCCUCAAUGGGGAUGUUAAUCUGGCAGAGAGUGACCUGCCCUACACCCAGGCCAUCAUGGGCAGAGGGAAAGAGAACUAUACAGGAAAGGAGGUGCUGAUCUUAGGAGGCGGUGAUGGAGGAAUCCUCGCUGAGGCCGUCAAACUCAAGCCAAAGAUGAUCACCAUGGUGGAGAUCGACCAAAUGGUGAUUGAUGGGUGCAGGACGCACAUGAGGAAGGCUUGUGGAAGUGUUCUGGACAACCUGAAGGGAGACUGUUACCAGGUGUUGGUGGAGGACUGUGUUCCGGUUCUGAAAAAGUAUGUGGAGGAAGGGAAGACGUUUGAUUACGUCAUAAAUGACCUCACAGCAGUUCCUAUCUCCACAGCGCCAGAGGAGGACUCUACAUGGGAGUUCCUACAGCUUAUCUUGGAUCUUUCAAUCAAAGUACUGCGUCCUACUGGGAAGUACUUCACACAGGGAAACUGUGCAAAUCUGACUGAGGCACUGGCUCUCUAUGAGGAACAGCUGGGAAGGCUCUCAUGUCCUGUGGACUUUUCCAAGGAGGUGGUUUGUGUGCCCUCUUAUAUGGAACUGUGGGUUUUCUACACCGUUUGGAAGAAGUAAAGAGCUCUCAUUCAAGCCCUGCCUGCCGGAAUGUGAAAACUGUCCCCCCACCCAUGAUCCGCUAUCGCACUGAGGGGCGAUAUGACCC